This is a messenger RNA of Taeniopygia guttata (zebra finch), 7242 nucleotides long. The record is from RefSeq and is a predicted model, not a curated record. NCBI's taxonomy places the organism in Eukaryota, Metazoa, Chordata, Aves, Passeriformes, Estrildidae.
GGGCGCCAUCGCCGCUUCCCGCCGGCCGCGCUGAGGCGGCUGCAGCGCGCGGCCCCCCGCGGCCGCCAUUUUGCGCGGUGGAAGCGGCGGGAGGCGCUGGGUGCUCGUUCCUCGGCGCAGGGAGCGGAGCCCGGCCGUGAGGGGCCUCAGGGCCUCGCAGGCACGGACAGCAGCGCAGUGAGCCGGGGUGCGCUGUGCUUAGCUCAGGUUUGUUUGGGUCAGCACCCUUGAAGGUUGUGACCUUCACUUUGGGCCCCUGGAGAGAGCAUACGUGUGCUGAGGAAAGGAUUUGUUAAUUUAGGAGGAAGGUGAAAAGUAAAGUGGCUUCAAAACGGAGCAAAUUCCCUCGUGGCCUGCAGUGUUUGUAGUAAGGUGUUUGUUAAAGCAGAUACAUGAGAGAGGUUUUUGCUCCCAGGAUUUGGCAAACACUUCUCAGGAAAUGUGAUUCAGUGGUCUGUUCUGCCCCUGCAAACACCUACUCCCUCAUUCUGCCACCUGGAAUAUGCAUUUUCCCUUCGGAACCCAACCGCACUGAGCGUGUGGAAAAGACACUUUGUUUCCUGGCCAUCUUGGAAACAUUUUGGGCUCCUCCCCACCACUCCCACACCCGCCUUUUUUGCGUUCUUUUUCGUUAAAAGUCUGAGAGACUUUUCCCUGUUCCCCAGCUGGAGCAGGUGGGUGAAUGCAGAGCUGCAUAAAGGACUGUGUUUCUUUUAGAUUUCCAAUCUUGUAGAAUGACCACGAUACCUUCUGUUAUUUUUAUUUACAUUAUCAAGCAAUUUGGAUUAAUAGAGUUGGUCAAGGAAAAAAUAACACAGAGAGCAGAGCAGGGGCCCGAGAAAUCAAACACUGUGCAUAACAAAGGCUACUCAAGAAUGGGAGUAGUAAAUCCAGACUAUUUAAAUGGAAGUAGCAUAAUCACAUUUGAUUAUUCUCUACCUGAGAUGGAAAAACCAUUUCGUACUGGUGUUUUGUAUUUGCAGCUCCUUGUAGCUGAUGGAGCGGUGGUUAUUCACUUGGAUAGGCACUAACACAGAUUAUUACUACUUCAAUAGCAUCUUGAUUAGUUCUCCUCACAGAUACUUUCUGCUGCCACUACCGAUACCAAGCCUGAGCGUUCUUGCUUGAGAUUACUGACACUAAAAGCUUGGAGGCAAAAUUAAACACCUUUGUUAGAUUUAUCAGUGUGAUUUCUAAAUUCUAUAUUUACUAAUGUGAAGGGGAAGGUGGCAAGACCUGGCAGUGGGCGACUGGCAGAAAUUGGCAUAAGUGGUACUGCAGAUUUACAGUGUGUAAAAGGAACAUUGACAGAUUUCUUGUUUGAAGUUCUUCAUUGUGUUCCCAGAUAUUUUUGAUUGCAUGCUCUAUAUUCUGGUAUUGUGAAAUGUUUUCUUUUUUAAAUUUGAAACCUCUGGAAUAUUUGAAGGUUUAUAGAUACCGUGAAAGAAAAGUUCUUUUAAAAUUUUUGAUUCACAGCUGACAGUCUACAGUAAUUAAACCUAAAGCCUAUUUGCAAGGUACUCUUAAAGAUCCUUUUCAUAUAUUACUAAUUAAAUGCUGGAGUACAAAAGAAGUGUCACCUUUGGUUUUGUCUCUGUAGAUAAAGAAGUAAGCUUUGCUUUGUUAUUUUACCCCCAGAGUUGGCCUUUAUUGAACUCCAUAAACUUAAUUUACCAUUUGUUUCAGUGAGUCUCAGGUUUUUGACUCAUGAAAUUUGUGGGGUAUUCGUUUAGUAAGAUCUUUGCUUUUUAAAAUUGUCCUCAAGCAAUAUUAAGAGCUGUGAAACUUCUCAACAGAAAGGCAUGAAGAAGCAUUUCUAAUGACUACAGGAUGAAAAACACUGAAAUUAGGUGGAGUAUUUUUAAUACUGGUGUAUACAAUAAAUAAUUUAGAAAUAAUCUCUGGUCCUGAUGUUUCAGAACAAACCUGUUAAUAUCUUUAAGGUGUUGGGCCCAUACUCCAAUUAUCCAGACUAAGAGACCACAUUUGAUCUGAAAAUGUUCAAUGCUGCAGACAUGGUCUUUUCACUGGAUAAUUUAUUUUAUGAAAAACCAGAUAUGAGACAAAGGUGUCUGGAAAAUGAAGAUCAUAAGACUUGGUUUAUUGCACCUGCUCCAGCUAUUGCUGAAAUUCCAGCUGCUGAGGAAUUACAGAGGGAACUGGAAAAAAACUCAGCCAACACUCCCAUGGUUUUUGUAGGAGGGAGAAAGCAGGAGAAGUUUAUACAACAAUGUAAGAGUAACACAGAGAAAGUAGAAGAUAAAUCAUCAGCACCUGUUCAUUUUGGUAUAGGCCCUGAAAAAGAAGUUCUACAAUUAAGUGUAGGAGAAAGAGAUAAAAUUAGUGUUCAGCGUGAAAAUCUGCAAGUGGUUUCAUCUUUUCUUUCCUUUGAUGAAAAUAAAAGAGUAGUAGAUUUUUCUCAGCAACUGCAAAAUAAAGCAUUCAGUGAAAACAGUGAUGAUGAGAGUGUCCAUUCAACAUUAAGAAAAAGCUUAUUUAAAAAGUCUGGCAAUGUGCAUAAAAAUACAGAAUUUAAAGCUGAUUCUGUUGAUGUGAAAGAAAUUGGUACUUACUUACAUACAAGUGAAAACAUGAAAGAGGUGACAAAAGAAGGUUUUUUGAGAAAUCACCAUCAUGCUCCAAUAACUAGAGACUCAGAUUUAACUUUGCAUAGGGUAAAUAAUGAAGAGAGUCUGUCUGAAAAUCGAAUUAAAAUUCAAACAUUUUCUAAUGCUUCAGAGAUUUUGGAUAUGACAGGAACUACAGGAAGAAAAUUGGAAAUUUUGAGGGCUGUUACAGAAAUACCAACCCAAUUUAGAAGUAUUUUUAAGGAGUUCCCAUAUUUUAACUAUGCACAGUCAAAAGCUUUGGAUGAUCUUUUAUAUACAGAUAGGAACUUUGUGAUUUGUGCUCCAACUGGCUCUGGAAAGACUGUAAUGUUCGAACUAGCUAUUACCAGAUUACUAAUGGAAGCUCCACUGCCUUGGUUAAAUAUUAAAGUUGUUUACAUGGCUCCAAUAAAAGCUCUAUGUAGUCAGCGUUUUGAUGACUGGAAAGAAAAAUUUGGACCUAUAGGACUCACCUGCAAGGAGUUGACAGGAGAUACACUGAUGGAUGAUUUAUUUGAAAUACAUCAUGCUGACAUUAUUAUCACUACACCUGAAAAGUGGGAUAGCAUGACUAGAAGGUGGAGAGACAACUCUAUAGUCCAGCUUGUGCGACUGUUUCUCAUCGAUGAAGUACACGUAAUAAAGGAUGAAAGCCGUGGUGCAACCUUGGAAGUUGUAGUCAGUCGGAUGAAAACUAUUCAGUCUUCUCUUUGGCGUCUCUUAGAGAAGCAUGACACUGUUCCUCCCUUGAGAUUUGUAGCUGUUUCUGCAACAAUCCCAAAUACUCAAGAUAUUGCAGAAUGGCUUUCGGAUACUAAGAUGCCUGCUGUAUGCCUGAAAAUAGAUGAGGAUCAACGACCAGUGAAGCUACGCAAAAUUGUGCUUGGUUUUCCUUGCAGUGACAAUCAGACAGAAUUCAAAUUUGACUUAACUCUUAACUACAAGAUAGCUACCGUUAUACAAACAUACUCAGAGCAAAAACCAGCACUUGUGUUUUGUGCCACAAGAAAAGGAGUACAGCAGGCUGCUUCUGUUCUUGCAAAAGAUGCUAAAUUUCUACUGAGUAUAGAACAGAAACAAAGAUUACAGGGGUUUGCAAAUUCAUUGAAAGACUCCAAACUGAGAGACCUUUUGACAUAUGGUGUGGCUUAUCAUCAUGCGGGUAUGGAGAUAUCGGACAGAAAAAUAAUUGAAGGCGCUUUUACUGCAGGAGACUUGCCAGUACUUUUUACUACUAGCACCUUAGCUAUGGGAGUCAACCUGCCCGCACACCUGGUGAUUAUAAAAUCCACAAUGCAUUAUGUUGGAGGAGUGUUUCAAGAGUACAGUGAAACUGAUAUUCUGCAAAUGAUUGGGAGAGCUGGAAGGCCUCAGUUUGACACUACCGCUACAGCAGUCAUUAUGACUCGUUGCAGUACCAGGGCGAGAUAUAUACAGAUGUUAAAUGGUGCUGAUAUAAUAGAGAGCAGCUUGCACAGGCACCUUGUUGAACACUUAAAUGCUGAAAUAGUGCUGCAUACUGUCACGGAUGUCAGUGUAGCUUUGGAAUGGAUACGAUCAACAUUUUUGUACAUUAGAGCCUUAAAAAAUCCAACUCAUUAUGGUUUUUCAUCUGGAUUAGAUAAAGUUGGAAUUGAAGCAAAAUUACAAGAACUGUGUCUGAAGAACUUAAAUGAUUUAUCAUCUUUUGAUUUGAUCAGGAUGGAUGAAGCAAAUAAUUUCAAACCAACAGACACUGGAAGAUUAAUGGCGUGGUAUUACAUUGCAUUCAAUACAGUGAAGCAAUUUUUCACAAUUAAGGGAACUGAGACACUAAAUGAAUUGAUUACAAUGAUCUCCAGCUGCACAGAAUUUGUGGAUGUGAAGUUAAGAACAAAUGAAAAGAAAAUAUUGAACGCUUUGAAUAAAGACAAAGACAAAAUAACUAUCAGGUUUCCAAUGGAGGGGAAGAUAAAAACAAGAGAAAUGAAAGUAAACUGUCUCAUUCAGGCUCAGCUGGGAUGUAUUCCUAUUCAAGACUUCACUCUGACACAAGAUACUGGCAGAAUAUUUAGAAAUGGCUUGAGAGUUACUAGAUGGCUCUCUGACUUUCUGUCAUCAUCUAAGAACAACUUCUCUGCUUUAUUAAACUCCUUGAUUUUAGCAAAGUGUUUCAGGUGUAGACUCUGGGAAAAUUCACUUCAUGUGUCUAAACAAUUGGAAAAAAUUGGUGUAUCAUUGUCAAAUGCUAUGGUAAAUGCUGGGCUGACAUCAUUUAAAAAAAUUGAAGACAUAAAUGCAAGGGAGCUUGAAUUGAUCUUAAACAGACAUCCUCCUUUUGGAAACCAGAUAAAGGAGUCUGUUUUGCAUCUUCCAAAGUAUGAACUUGAAAUUGAACAGCUUCCCAAGUACAGUGACACAUCGGCUGAAAUCUUAGUAACUGUCAAAUUAACAAACUAUGAGCAGCUCCAGACAAAGAGAACAGCGCCGGACUUUCACUAUGUUUCGUUGGUCAUAGGAGAUGCUGACAACCAAGUCAUUUUUAAUCAGAAAAUUAUGGAUUCUGUGCUCCUGAAAACUGGAAAUUGGAUGAAGAAAAUUGAAGUUAAAAGAGCUCUUAAAUCAGAAGAUAUCAGUAUAAAUUUAAUUAGUUCUGAUUAUGUUGGCCUUGAUAUACAGCGAGCAUAUACAGCCUUCUACUUAGCACCAAAACCAGAGGGACGUAAGGUGGUUACAAAUCAAAAAUUGAAAGCCGAAUCUACACUUGAUACAUGUUAUGGCUCACCCCAAAGCUUGCCAACAGCAAAAGUAGAUACAGGAGGCAGAUCUAAACAGGAGAUUGCUUACAAGAAAUAUGGAAACAGAGAAUGCAACCACCGCUGUAAAAAUAAAGAUGUGUGUGGGCAUGAUUGCUGUAAAACUGGAGUACCUCCAAAGUCACAGAUGAAUGGAGACACAACGUUUUCUUUGUACCUAGCUGAUUUAAGGAGCAGGAACUCAGUUUCAUCUAUACCCCCAGUAAAACGUCUAAAGAUGCAGAUGUUAAGUCAAGCUGAAAAUGUGGAUCUCAAACAAUUUGUAUUUACACCUAAGUCUUUAUUGCCAGCCUUGCCAAGGUCUAGCAAUAAACUGUCAUCUUCAUCACCUUCAGUGGAUCAGGCAGAUAAUAUUAAUACUUUAGAAGUAGCUCAGCAACAACUGCAAUCCUGGAAUUGUGGAAAGAAUAAAAGCAGAUACGGCUUUUCAGAUGCUUUGAAUGUGGACUUUGAACUGAGAAAUGACAUUUGGGAUGAUAUUGAUGAUGAUAAAUUGGUAUUUGCCAGUAAUUUUGUCAAUAGAGAAUUAGAACAUGGAAAUACCUGCCUUCAAAGUGCAGAUGAAUGUCAACCCCUCUGCCAGUAUACAACAAGCAAAGGCACAAAUAACAUUUCAAAAGUUUCAUGCACAGUACAAGAUGAGACCAAUAGUCAGAACUCAGAUGUUUCUGUGGUCAACAGCACAUCAAAAGUGAAUUUCUCUGUACAGAAUAGAAAUUUAACUUUGUUCAGUUUUCAUGAAAAAACACAUUCAAGUCCUUCUCAAGAGCAAAAAAAUGUACAGAGUUCUUCCAUCCCAGAAAUAAUCUCAGACUCUUCUAAAUCCACUAGGAAAGAAGAUUUUUUUAUUUUCACAAAAGAACAGGAAAAAGAAGUAGAUCCUAGAUUUCUUCUUGAUGAUGAAACCAAUGAUGUCAGGCCCUUUCUUGGAAUAUUUGAUGGUAUUUUGUGAAACAUGUAAACAAAAUACAUUGUAAGUGCUGGGGAAAGAAUUACAGUCAAUUUUACAGUGAAGGCUUCAGUCAAGAGAAUGUGAUUUCUGUUGUAUACCUGUUUAUUAAUAGCUGGAUUGCUGCAUAGAAUAUAUAAUAAAUUAGACACUAGUUUUGUUGUAGAAUUUAUAGAAUAUAAGAAUAACUUCUUGUUUUACAAGUAUUAAAAGUACUUUUUGUUUACCUUGCUGUUUUAAGGAUUAUAAAGAAAAAUAUUGAAAGCUCUCAAAGGAGAAUAGCUCAUAGUUUGAGGGUACUUUUAUAGAUAAGAGAAAAUCCCACUGGAGAAAGUAAAGUAUUCAGUGUUUGUAGUAACAUGUCCUGCUUCUCAAAUAAUCCUUUAGUGAAUGAAAGACUAUUUCCUUGGAAAUUUUUUAAUGUUUUUUGGGUUUUUCUUUCAGUUUCUCUAAAGCUGAAUUUUUCAUAGUGUUGAUUCUAUAAAAUAAUUAGAUUUAUAAAUAGAAGUAAUAGAAUGAUAGACUAUCCUAGAUUCUAGAUAUUCCUUUUGACAGUGCUAUGAAUGUGUUAAUAAAAAAGUGCAACUUAAGCAGGUAUGUUUCUAGAUUCUCAGCAAACCAGUUAUAAAAUGUCUGUAAAAAUACUCUAAAACUCUCUUGCCUGUUCAGUUUCAUACCCAAGGUCAUAAAAUUAACAUUCAUGUGUCCUAAUACAGAUUUAGUCACCAGGCAUUGGAUUUGGAUAUCUUUUUGUAGCUUUAGUGUUUGAAUAGCAGACCUUGCAAGUUCAGUAGUUAGUAGAAUAUAUGAUAUUGUCAAAAAUCCAAGAGAAUGUUAAUUUUUACUGUUAAUUAUUCAAAAUGUGAGGAAUUAAAAUGUUACAAUCACA